AGAGUAAGUAGACAAUUUCUGUCCGAUACACCGACUUAAAAACACACUUUAGUCUUGGGUUAGGCAGCCAGCUCAAUCCCUCAAAAAUCCCAUUGCUUGCUCUAAUCCAAUCAAACAGUCCAACCCAUUUAUACUCUUUUUGUCUCGUGCAAGUUCCUUCUCUUUCUUCUCCACCUUGAUUCUUCUCCUCCUUUUCAUGUGCUUGUUGGACGGAUUAUUUUGUUUGUUUUCUGAGAAAAUGUGGAGAACUGGAAAGGAAUUAUGAUUUUCAGCUUUUCAAUUAAGUUUCAGCAACCAAACGGAAUGAUUGGAUUCCAUCUGAAGUAGUUUGAAGAAUAUUAUCAUCUUGUUUGUCGCUGUGAACAAAUGUAGCAGCUAGUAGGGAUUGCUAUCAGCAUACGUGCACAUGCACGCAGAAACAGAUAGACUUCACUCAUAUCUUCGUUUGGGUUCAUGCGUUCUAUGCAUUGAUCACUUGAUUUGAUGCUAUUGAAGAUGGAACUGGUUUUUUCAGCUUUACUACUGGCUUGCUUACAUCAUCUUGUGUUGUCUAAUUUGCAAGGAGAUGCACUAUAUCAAUUGAAGCUUUCAUUGGGUGCUCCAGCCAAUCAGUUGAUAGAUUGGAAUCCAAGUCAUGUUGACCCAUGCACUUGGUCAAAUGUCAUCUGUGACAAUAAUGAUCAAGUCACUUCUGUAACAUUGUCUGGCAUGAACUGUUCUGGAACCUUGUCCUCCAAAAUAGGAAUUCUGAAUACUCUUACUACACUAACAUUGAAGGGAAAUGGCAUAACUGGUGAGAUACCCAAAGAGUUUGGAAAUUUGUCGAGUUUAUCCAGCUUAGAUUUGGGAAAUAAUCGUUUAAGUGGUGAGAUACCAUCUUCCCUUGGCGAUCUUAAAAGGCUUCAAUUUUUGACUUUGAGUCAAAACAACCUCACUGGAGCUAUCCCUGAAUCACUUUCUCGUCUCCAAAAUUUGAUUAAUAUUCUACUUGAUUCAAAUCACCUCAGUGGUCAUAUUCCUGAGCAUCUGUUCCAAAUUCCAAAAUACAAUUUCACUGGAAAUCGUUUAAAUUGUGGUGCAAAAUUUCCACAACCCUGUGAAUCUGAUAAUAGUGAUUCAGGUGCUUCAAAUAAGCCAAAGAUUGGUAUUAUAGUUGGAAUCGUUGGAGGGACUAUAAUUCUUCUUCUUUUUGUUGGCUUACUGUUUUUUGUUUGCAAGAGUAGACACAAAGGUUACAAACACGAUAUGUUUGUGGAUGUUGAAGGUGAAGUUGACCAACGAAUUGCUUUUGGUCAAUUGAAAAGAUUUGCAUAUCGGGAAUUACAGCUGGCAACAGACAACUUCAAUGAGAAAAAUAUUCUUGGACAAGGAGGGUUUGGAAAAGUUUAUAAAGGAGUACUUCAAGAUAACACAAAAGUUGCUGUUAAACGAUUAACUGAUUUUGAAAGUCCAGGAGGAGAUGCAGCUUUCCAACGUGAAGUGGAGAUGAUAAGUGUAGCUGUUCACAGGAAUCUACUACGGCUGAUAGGGUUUUGCACUACACCAUCAGAACGGCUUUUGGUGUAUCCAUUUAUGCCAAAUUUAAGUGUGGCUUAUCGUCUAAGAGAACGCAAACCUGAGGAGCCCGUUUUAGAUUGGGCCACAAGAAAAAGAGUGGCAUUAGGUGCAGCACGAGGACUGGAAUACCUUCAUGAACAUUGCAAUCCUAAAAUUAUUCAUCGGGAUGUGAAGGCUGCUAAUGUACUAUUAGAUGAAGAUUUUGAAGCAGUUGUUGGUGACUUUGGCCUGGCAAAGUUGGUGGAUGUGAAAAAGACUAAUGUGACAACUCAAGUUCGUGGGACCAUGGGCCACAUUGCUCCUGAGUACUUAUCUACUGGGAAGUCAUCUGAAAGGACAGAUGUUUUUGGUUAUGGGAUUAUGCUUCUAGAGCUUGUAACAGGUCAACGAGCAAUUGACUUUUCACGGCUGGAAGAGGAGGAUGAUGUCUUAUUGCUUGACCAUGUCAAGAAGCUUGAGAGGGAGAAAAGACUGGAUGAUAUCGUAGAUUGCAACCUUAAUGAACAUUACAAUAUCCAGGAAGUGGAAAUGAUGAUCCAAGUUGCAUUACUUUGUACCCAAGCAUCACCGGAAGACCGUCCAGCAAUGUCAGAGGUUGUACGGAUGCUGGAAGGAGAGGGUCUGGCCGAGAGAUGGGAAGAAUGGCAGCAUGUUGAGGAUACACGCAGGCAAGAAUAUGAAAGAUUGCAGAGAAGAUUUGAGUGGGGAGAUGAUUCAUCAUAUAACCAGCUUGCUAUUGAGCUAUCUGGUGGGAGAUGAGCUUAUCAGAGUUAAAAAUUCCUUCUUUUGGAUUAGCUUUGUGUUUUCCUUAACUGUAGCUAAUAUGUAUUAAAAAAAAAAAAAAAAAAAAAAAAAAAAAAAGAUGCUGCAUAAUUUUACAAGAGUGAUUGCUCUUCUGAGAUUUUCUCUUUCGUCCUUUGUUUCAUUUCAUAUUCGCUCUUUUUUUUUUUUUCUCACAUUUUGUAUAAGAUUUUCUUGAUUUGUUCAUAUGGAAGAUAUUUACUAGUUUUCUUCGAA
This is a messenger RNA of Hevea brasiliensis (rubber tree), 2574 nucleotides long. Its product is annotated as probable LRR receptor-like serine/threonine-protein kinase At5g10290. Gene Ontology annotation, molecular function: protein kinase activity; ATP binding; protein binding. Gene Ontology annotation, biological process: protein phosphorylation. The record is from RefSeq and is a predicted model, not a curated record. The transcript is spliced from 14 exons. The coding region runs from base 484 to 2316 and encodes 610 amino acids. Lineage: Eukaryota; Viridiplantae; Streptophyta; Magnoliopsida; Malpighiales; Euphorbiaceae.